UGCGACCAACCGAGUCAGUUUCGCACGAGCAACACGCGCGAGCAACACGCUUCCCUUGUAUUCUAGUUCAUCGGCAACACUCGCGUACUACGCGCGUGUCGACAAUAGUGACGCACGGCUCUUUAAAUUCUUAAGAACGAUCAAUGACCAGGCACUUCGAUUAACGCGAUCCCAUUUUGAUUCCGACUCUCGCCUCUCGAGACUCUUCCUCCUUUCUUUAUUGUCAGGUACUCGUCUGAGAUUCUUCGUAGAUGUUCGACACGAUUCGUGUAAUAAAGUUUGAUAAUAUUGGAAACGUUAGUCAGGUUUGAGAUAAAUGAGCUCGUGAGAAUUUAAGUUCGAAAGCGCGCGGUAGAUUCGUUUCGGAGCGGUGGCGGUGCAGCGUGUUCGACGCACGAGGUCUGAAAGACGGCGCGAGUCUUCAGAAGUGCCGCGAUCGAGAAAGAAUCUCGAGGAGCAUCUGUUUUCGUGGUGUCUGAGAAAGAGAUAGCACGCAUUAACCAAAAUAAUAGGUGAUCGAAUCAAAAGGAAACGAAAUAGCUGCAGAACCAGGCAGUGAUAUGAAGAAUACGAAAACCAACAGUUAUGCGGAAGUGAAUGGCAAGCAUGUGGCAAACGGCAAUAAAGAAGAGAUCGCCGCCAGUGGCGAUGAGGUCGAUGCCGUGCAAGAGGCGAUCGGGAAUCUUGGCAAAUGGCAAAUAUUCGUCUGUCUGGCGAUUUCUCUCGUCAAGUUUCCGAUUGCUUGGCACCAGCUCGCGAUCGUCUUCAUGGCGCCGCAUCAGAACUACAACUGCACCGCGCCGGCACGUGAUGAAACGUCUGACCAGUGUAUGGUCAAUGUCAAUGGAACGGUGACAGAAUGCACCGAGUGGGAGUACGACAGGAGUACGUUCACGGAAACAAUAAUAUCCCAGUGGAACUUAGUGUGCAGUCGAACACAUUACGCCAAUAUUCAACAAUCGAUAUUGAUGUUCGGCGUCCUCCUGGGCAAUGUAAUAUUCGGCAAUCUAGCAGACAGGUACGGUAGAAAAAUGCCGUUGAUGGUAUCUGUAGUUUUGCAAUUAAUUUCUGGUAUCGGAUGUGCCAUAGUGCCAUGGUUCCCGGCGCUUUUGUUAAUGAAAUUGAUUAGUGCCUUAGCCACUGGAGGCACGAUGGUUACCAGUUACGUUAUUUGUAUGGAAAUUGUCGGUACUAAAUGGCGAGCAGCCAUCACAGUACUUUAUCAAAUACCAUUCAGCUUGGGUCAUAUGUCAUUGGCCGGGCUCGGGUAUUUCUUUCGCCAUUGGCAACAUCUCCAAAUCGCCAUCACCCUGCCAUCCAUCAUCCUCCUAAGUUACUGGUGGAUCGUGCCUGAAUCUCCUAGGUGGUUGCUCGCCUUUGGAAAGCAGCGUGCGGCUUGCAAAGUUCUGCAGAAGGCAGCUAACAUCAAUAAGAUUAAAAACAAGGACAUUCCAGAGUUAGUCAGGCAACAUUGCUUGCAUCAGAAUUCCAAGCGAUCACAUUUGGACCACAAAGCUUCGUUCCUGGAUCUAGUACGCACCCCCAACAUGAGGAUAAAAUCACUGUCGAUCUUUUUCAAUUGGAUCGUCUGCGGAAUGGGACUAUUCGGGAUGUCUCAGUACAUAGGUCAAGUCGGUGGCGAUAUUUUCGUGAACUUCGCAGCUUCCGGCCUCAUACAAAUACCUGGGAAUUUCGUCUCGUGGUGGGCGAUGAACAGACUCGGUAGAAAGGUUUCGUUGAUCUGUAGCAACGUGAUCACUGGAGUCGCAGCUCUUUUACUCAUUGUAGUUUCUGAUGAUAUCGAAUGGCUUCGAUUAAUUCUAGUCUGCUUCGGCAUUGUCGGCAUGUCAGUCUCCUUCACAACUGUAUACCUGUUCUCAGGCGAAUUGUUCCCCACUGUUGUUAGAAACAUCGGAGUGGGUACCAGCAGCAUGUGCGCUCGAAUAGGUUCUAUUACCGCGCCUUUUGUAGUGUCUUUGGUAAGACAAAAGAUAACGAAUACUAAAUUUUAUACACAUGCUAUUAACAAUUUUAUUGUAGUUAUUACGAGAAUUAUAUUCCUGAUGUAGGCUCAAAUGCAAAUCUUUGCAAAGCUUUAAGAAUAAUA
Messenger RNA from Ceratina calcarata, 2107 nucleotides. RefSeq names its product organic cation transporter protein. Gene Ontology annotation, molecular function: transmembrane transporter activity. The coding region runs from base 561 to 2069 and encodes 502 amino acids. Lineage: Eukaryota; Metazoa; Arthropoda; Insecta; Hymenoptera; Apidae. The transcript has 8 exons. Gene Ontology annotation, biological process: transmembrane transport. Gene Ontology annotation, cellular component: membrane. The record is from RefSeq and is a predicted model, not a curated record.